This is a messenger RNA of Sceloporus undulatus (fence lizard), 4480 nucleotides long. It is a transcript of the gene NCAPD2, whose product is annotated as non-SMC condensin I complex subunit D2. The record is from RefSeq and is a predicted model, not a curated record. Gene Ontology annotation, biological process: mitotic chromosome condensation; mitotic cell cycle; meiotic chromosome condensation. The transcript is spliced from 31 exons. Gene Ontology annotation, molecular function: histone binding. Lineage: Eukaryota; Metazoa; Chordata; Lepidosauria; Squamata; Phrynosomatidae. Gene Ontology annotation, cellular component: nucleus; condensed chromosome, centromeric region. Bases 55 to 4254 code for a protein of 1399 amino acids.
GGUGGUUCAGUCGACUUCCGGCCACGGAAGGGAAAAGAUCUGUGCAGAGGAAGCAUGGCCUUCCAGCAUCCACCUUGGGAGUUCUACUUGCCUCUGUCCCCCGCCGACCUGCUUCGGAGCCCGGCGCCCUCGCAGUACACGGUCCAGGAGGUGCAGCCCGUCCAACAGCUCCCAGGGCGCCUGGCAGCAUUUCGGACAGUGUUCCGCACAGAAGGAGCUCUUGCUAUCCUGCAGCAUUUUGAUACCUUAUACAGCAUUUUACACUAUUUCAGAACAGUGGAUUCUACUGUUAAAGAAGAUGCUCUAGAACUGAUAAUGAAGGCUGUGGCCAGCCAUUCAAGUGACUUGACAUCCAUCUUGAGCAGUAAUAAUCUAGCAUGCUCACUUCGUGCUCUUCACCUUAAUGUUCUCAAGAUGAACUGUUAUAUACUAGUCCGACUAGUAGAGGCGUUUGAAAUGGAGUCUGGGAAGAGCAAUCUGGUGGGACUGGAUACCAAGAGAAAGAGCAAGAAAAGCCAGUCUAAAGGCUUUAUGUGGGAAGAGGAAAGGCUGCCCGUCUUACAGCUCCUCACACAGUUACUUCAGCUGGACCUCCAUCAGUUGUGGAGUGGCUUAAUAGUGGAAGAAGAGUUUGUUAGUUUAGUCACAGGCUGUUGUUACCGCAUGCUGGAAAAUCCUAGCAUUGGCCAUCAAAGGCAUCAACCAACACGAGAGGCGACCAUCCACUUACUAGGAGUUGCUUUACGACAAUAUGACCAUAUGCUCAGUGCCACCCUGAAGGUUGUGCAAAUGCUUCAGCACUUUGAACAUGUGGCUCCAGUCUUUGUGGAGGCUGUGGGUGUUUGGAUCAAGGAGUAUGGCAUGAAGAGCAUCGUGGGCGAGUUAUUGAGGGAGAUUGGACAGAAGUGCCCUCAGGAGCUGGCCCGAGACGCUUCAGGGAUGAAGGGCUAUGCCACCUUUCUUUCUGAAUUAGCGGAACAAACACCAUCCAUUGUGUUGGCCAACAUGAGUGUUUUGCUGCAUCAUCUGGAUGGAGAGAGCUACGGAAUGCGGAAUGCCAUUUUGACUGCUAUGGCAGAGAUAUUGCUGCAGGUCCUGAAUGGAGAGCAGCUGGAAGAAGCUGCAAGAAGUACAAGGAAUCACUUUCUGGACACCCUACAGGCACAUAUGUGUGAUGUCAAUGGAUUUGUUCGCAGUCGUGUGCUGCAGCUCUUUACACGUAUUGUGCAACAAAAAGCUCUGCCUUUGACUCGAUUCCAAGCGGUAGUGUGCCUGGCUGUGGGUCGACUACAGGACAAAUCUGUAACUGUGGUUAAAAAUGCUAUUCAGCUGCUGACUACCUUUCUUUCCAACAACCCUUUCUCUUGUAAGUUAAGCUGUGCAGAAUUAACUGAACUACUUGAAAAGGAGAGGCAGAAACUUCAAGAAAUGAAGACAUGCCGAACCGUACCCGCAGUGGUGAUCUCUCCAGAGGAAGAAUGGGCAGCGAUGCAACCAGAACUCCAGUCUACUCUGAACUAUUGUCUUAGCUCACAGCUACAGGAAGAUACAACACAAGAGUUCAGUCAAGAGGACCCAGCACAACUAUCCACCAGUAUUGUCCAGCUGUUGAGAAAAUCCAGAUACAAAGAUGCCAUCCGUCUGACACAAGAAGGUAUGCGCCAGUUCCAAGGGGUGGAACCCUUCAUCUCAACAGCAGAGAGUGAUAAUGAAAAUGUUAUCCAGAGCCUGUUGAGAACAUUUUACCUAGGUUCGCAUGUUGAAGAUACUGUCCAAGAAUCCACAGAUGCUUCACAUUCUGCUGGGAGUCAAGUGGAAGUGCAGGAUGAAAAGGAGCUACCAGAAGAUUUAGUAAAGCAGGAGAAGCUUGUACAGUACUUACAGAAUGCCUAUAACUUUUCCACAAAAAUUACAGAAGCCUUGAGCAUGAUCUCCAAAUUGAUGUAUGAAAGUUCAGUCUCUGUGGUACAAGAAGCCAUUGAAUUCUUUGUGAUAGUCUCUCAGUUUGGUGUCCCUCAAGCUGUUCUAGGAGUCCGUCAGAUGCUUCCACUUAUAUGGUCCAAGGAUCCAAAAAUCAGAGAGGCUGUGUUGGAUGCUUACAGGCGGCUCUACCUCAAUCCUAGUGGAGACACUGAAAGGAUUAGAGCUCAGAAUUUGGUACACUCUCUCUUCCUUCUUAUGGUAGAUGCAACACUGAGUACAAUUCGGUGCCUUGAAGAAAUUAUCUCUGAAUUUGUUCAAAAAGAUGAGAUAAGACCUGCUGUGAUCCAGUUGCUCUGGGAGCGGUUUACAGAGAAAUCACACUGCUCAGUGUUGGAGCGCCAUGCUGCUAUCAUGCUUUUGGGUAUGAUGGCAAGGGGGAAGCCUGAGAUUGUGGGGAGCAACCUUGAUAUUUUGGUUACAGUGGGACUGGAUGAAAGAGUGCAUGCAGAUUAUCGCCUUGCCCUGGAAGUGUGUAAUGCCAUCUCUAAAAUUGGCAAUAAUCAGAAGCCUGGCAUUGGGAAAAGCAGCACCCCGUUCCGGCUUCCGCAAUCACACCUGCUCUUCAAACGCCUGCAUGAGGCCAUUACUGUGGGCUUUGCAAAACCAAGCGCACACUGGAUCCCUUUCACUCAGGUGGCAGUUGCUCUCAUCUAUCAGUUGGCAGAAGGGCCUGAAGAAAUAUGUGCCCAAAUUUUGCAGUCUUGCAGCCAGCAGGCCUUUGAGAAGCUGCAGGAGUCUGAAGGGACUGAGGCAGGGCCUGACCCUUCCCCAUGUGAAGUUGCUGGUGACUCGAGCACAAUUGAUACCACAGUUUUGACACAUUUGGUCUCCCUUGCGGGGGAUGUGGCCUUGCAGCAGCUUGUACAUUUGGAAUUGUCAGUAAGCAAUGAGCUACGAAGGCGCCGACUCCUUGGAGAAGAGCAAGAAGCAAAGGAACAUGCAGCAACCACUACAAAAGUACAGAAAGACAAGAGUACUGGGAAUGACACCACCAUAGAGGAGGACCUUGGCUUGGUUGGGGCAUCUGCCGAGGACACAGAAGCAGAGCUCAUCCGCAGCAUAUGUGAGACAGAGCUGUUGGACGGAAAACAACUGCUUUCAGUCUUUAUUCCACUGGUGCUGAAGAUUUGUAACCACCCAGGGGCCUACGGUGAUCCAGCACUAACAGCAUCAGCUGCACUGGCCCUUGGAAAAUUCUGCAUGAUCAGUACAGAAUUUUGCGAUGCUCACUUACGGCUCUUCUUCACAAUGAUGGAAAAAUCCACACUCUCCAGUGUGCGUGCCAACCUAAUGAUUGCAGCUGGAGACCUGGCCAUCCGCUUCCCUAAUCAGGUGGAACCAUGGACACCCCACCUCUAUGCCAGGCUACGUGACCCUUGUCAGCAUGUGAGGAAGACAGCUGCUUUAGUAAUGACUCACUUGAUCCUGAAAGACAUGGUAAAAGUUAAGGGACAAGUGAGUGAAAUGGCAACUCUUUUCAUUGAUCCUGAAGAGGACAUUGUUAGGCUGGCUCUGAACUUCUUCACUGAACUCUCCAGCAAGGAUAAUGCCGUGUAUAACUUGCUGCCAGAUAUUAUCAGCCGUCUCUCGGAUCCAGAUUCAGGCAUAGAGGAGCAGCCAUUUCGUACCAUUAUGAGGCAACUUUUUUCUUAUAUUACAAAGGACAAGCAGACAGAGAGCUUGGUGGAAAAGCUUUGUCAGAGAUUCCGGACUGCACGAACAGAGCGUCAGCACCAUGACCUGGCUUACUGUCUUACAUUGCUGCCUCUCACAGAACGAGGUCUCCGUAAAAUGCAAGACAACUUUGAUUGCUUUGCUGACAAACUCCAGGACUCAGAAGUCUACAACUGCUUCCUGGCUGUGUUGGGCCGACUCCGCAGGGUGGGGACAAAGCCUGAGAUGAAGGUAAUUACUGACGAAUUUGAGCAGAAGCUCCAGAUGUGUCACAACAAGGGUCUGGACUCUUUCACUGAAACUCCUGUAAGCCAAGAAGGCAAGAAUACACCUGUGCUGAAGCCAGUAAAGAAAACAGCAGCAAGCUCACGUCGGCGACCUCUGCGAGCUGCCAACCGAGAUACAGACUCUGACUUCAUAACUCCUAAGCCCCAUGUUACCAGAUCCCACAGAAAGACUGUAAAACAAAUAAUUUCUGUUGUCUUUUCAAGUGAUGAGGAGAACAGUUUGGAGGAAGAACUCUCUGCUGAACUGACAGAAGAAGAGACACCUAGCAAAACCACACCCAUCCGCCGUAAAUCCUCCUGUGUUCGGUGAUGUUGCCUUUCCCCGUCUGCAGCCAGUUGGGCACAUGUUUAUUCCCCUGUGCCACCAAGCAAGGCAGGAAUAAUACCAGUGACCAGCAGCUUCUCCCUCUGUUCUUUUUCCUCACCGGUAACUCUUUGCUUUUCGGCUUGCUCCUUUCAUGUAUUUUGUAUAGUCUUGCCUCCUCCUUUUGUAAACUGUUGAUUUGUGAGAAAUAAAGUACUUUGGGUUUAAGAUG